AUGUGCUAUGACUUCUACUGUGAUCUGUACCGUUGUGUUUCAGUUUCCCCUAUUAAUCAGGCAAUAUUCUCAGUUAGCGGUGAAAGUUCCUCUUUCGUUGUUGAUAUAGAAAAUCGGACAUGCACAUGUAGGAUGCUUCAAGUUGAUCAACUACCUUGUCUACAUGCUUUGGCUGUGUUUGCAACAUUCAAAAAUACAUACCAAGAAACCAUUUUUCCAGUAGGAAAUCCAGCUGAAUGGAUAGUGCCAAAUGAUGUCCAUGACAUAGUUGUAAUUGCACCUAAUCAAAAGCGAAGUUGUGAAAGGCUUACUGACAAGAGAUUCAGACCAGCGUACGAGGAAAACAUAACCGUCAAAUGCGAUCGAUGUGGUGAAAGUGGUCACAAUCAUAGAACAUGCAGCAGCUUAGUUCCGUUGAGUCAAAGCAACAAGAAUAAAGAGAGGAAGAGGAUGAAGACUGAAAAUACACAUUGA
This is a messenger RNA of Olea europaea var. sylvestris, 474 nucleotides long. RefSeq lists its product as uncharacterized. Gene Ontology annotation, molecular function: zinc ion binding; nucleic acid binding. The record is from RefSeq and is a predicted model, not a curated record. The coding region runs from base 1 to 474 and encodes 157 amino acids. NCBI's taxonomy places the organism in Eukaryota, Viridiplantae, Streptophyta, Magnoliopsida, Lamiales, Oleaceae. The transcript has 3 exons.